AUGUCAAACUUGAUGCAUUUGAGGGAUGAGAGUUCACAGCUGAGCAGAGCGUUUCAGAAUUUGGUGGAUUUAGACAUUUUGAAAUGUGGCAGAUUAAAGAAAUUAGUGUCUUCCUCUAUGUCAUUCCAAAAUCUGAUAAGUUUGAGAGUCGCACAAUGCCAUGGAAUGCUAAGUUUACUAACUUCCCAAACAGCAAAAAGUAUGGCACGGCUCGAAAGGUUGACGAUAUGUGGUUGCAAAAGAAUGACAGAAAUAAUUGCAGAUACAGAAGAAACUGAUGAUAUGGAAGGUGAAAUUGUGUUUGGUCUGUUGAAAACUUUGACACUUGAUUACUUACCAAGCCUUUCGAGCUUCUAUUCCGUGAAAUAUAUGAUUGGAUUUCCAGAUUUGGAAAGUGUAUUUGUAAAUGGGUGCUCUGAAAUGCAAUGUUUCUCUAAAAACGACAACAUAGUUGGCAGCCAAAAACUUCAUAAAGUAGUCCUGGAUUAUGAUAGAACUAUGUCUACUUUUAGUAGCUUAAUAAAUAGCACCAUAUCACACUACUGGAAGAGCCACCCUCGUACUGUAUUACAAGAAAUUUUCACAGACAAGAAUGUUGGCUAUGAUGAAGAAUAUUCUGAAGGAGAUGAUUUUGAUGAUGAUUUUGAAGAUGACUGA
Messenger RNA from Ziziphus jujuba (common jujube), 657 nucleotides. RefSeq lists its product as uncharacterized. The record is from RefSeq and is a predicted model, not a curated record. Bases 1 to 657 code for a protein of 218 amino acids. NCBI's taxonomy places the organism in Eukaryota, Viridiplantae, Streptophyta, Magnoliopsida, Rosales, Rhamnaceae. The transcript has 2 exons.